Molecule: messenger RNA, 2181 nt
Organism: Monodelphis domestica (gray short-tailed opossum)
Lineage: Eukaryota; Metazoa; Chordata; Mammalia; Didelphimorphia; Didelphidae
Gene: SCAMP2
Product: secretory carrier membrane protein 2
Biological process (GO): protein transport
Cellular component (GO): recycling endosome membrane; trans-Golgi network membrane
Source: RefSeq, a predicted model, not a curated record
AAUGACGAAGCCCGUCCUCACUGUCGCGCAUCGCGCCUGCGCACACACGACUGCCUCCCGGAAGUGGCGGAUCUCCGCGGGGAGAGCGGCCGAGUCUGGGUGCCAGGGCGAUCGUAGUGCCUGCUGAGCUAGUGGGCUUUUGCCCUGCCCACCAUGUCUGCCUUUGAUACCAACCCCUUCGCGGACCCGGUGGACGUGAACCCUUUUCAGGAUCCGUCUGUGACCCAGCUAACCAAUCCCCCUCAGGGUGGUCUGUCAGAAUUCAAUCCCUUUUCAGAGACUCCCAGGCUGACAAAUGCAGCAGGAACGACAGUCCCAGCUACCCAACCCACUGGGCCAUCACAACCUGCAGUCCUCCAGCCCUCAAUGGAACCAACACCUCAGGCUGUGGCCUCUGCUGCCCAGGCUGGCCUACUGCAGCAGCAGGAGGAGCUUGAGAGGAAAGCCGCUGAGCUGGACAGGAAGGAACGAGAGUUACAGAAUGCAGCAGCUAACCUGCAUGUGAGACCAAACAAUUGGCCCCCGCUGCCCGCAGGGUGUCCCAUCAAGCCUUGCUUCUACCAGGAUUUCUCAGCAGAGAUCCCAGCUGACUACCAGCGGACAUGCAAGAUGCUAUAUUACCUUUGGAUGUUGCAUUCAGUGACUUUGCUCCUGAAUCUUCUUGCCUGCCUGGCCUGGUUCUAUGCCAAGGAUUAUAGGGGGGUUGACUUUGGCCUCUCAAUCCUGUGGUUUGUGCUCUUCACCCCAUGUGCUUUCAUCUGUUGGUACCGACCCAUCUACAAGGCCUUCAGGUCUGACAACUCCUUUAGCUUCUUCGUGUUCUUUUUUGUAUUUUUCUGUCAAAUUGCCAUCUACAUCAUCCAGCUGGUGGGCAUUCCAGGCUGGGGGAAUAGUGGCUGGAUCGCCUCCAUGUCGACGCUCAAGUCUGAUGUGCCCGUGGCUGUCUCAGUCAUCAUGAUGGUGGUGGCUGGCUUCUUCACCCUCUGUGCCGUCCUGUCCCUCUUCCUCCUGAAGCGGGUGCACUCCCUGUACCGCCGGACAGGUGCCAGCUUCCAGCAAGCCCAGGAGGAGUUCUCCCAGGGCAUCUUUUCCAGCAGGACCUUCCGGAACACAGCUGCAUCCGCUGCCCGGGGAGCGUUCCAGGGGAAUUAGCCCUCUCGGACAGGCGAGCGUCCUCUUCUCUUCCGGCCUUCUCUCCUUACUCUCCUUGCUGCCUCCUCCAGAGAUGCACUUGCCGGGGUGCCCGCUUACCACACGGUUCUGGUUCUGGCUGAGACAGAUAUGAGUCUCCCCUUAGGCUCCUCACCUGUUUCUCCACAGCCAGCCUUCCCUCCCUCCCUGCUGAGAUCUGGGAGGAAGGGCCAGGACAGUUUUGUAUACACACAUCCACAAUCCCCCUUAGCCCAGCUUUCUCUCUUCUGUGUGCAUGGUCAUUUGAUGCGGUUCUUGCUGGGCGGGGUGUCCCCUUUGGUUUGGGCUGCCCCUGCCUGGGCUUUGGGGAUGGGGGUUGGGGGGCAGCCGUCCCCGAUUCUCACCUUGGACCAGUGACCCGGAUGACCUCUUGUUUUCCAUUGCCCUUGUGCGAGGAUGUUCGUGUGCUGGGGAUGGUGUAGGAGACUGGGUUCAGAACACUAAGGGAGCCAGCUCCAUGUGUAGGCCCUUUCCCUCCAGGCCCCCCCCCCCCCCAGGGGCCAGUCCAGAGCCCCCUGCCUCCCGAAGAGAGUGUGGUUUUCAGAACUGGAAUCACAAGCCUUAAGCAGAAAGUGCCUUAAUGUUCCCACACCAAAUGUGGCCCUGACUGAGCCGGCUGCAGAGCCCGGGGGCUGCCCCGGCAGAGGGGCUGCUGGGAGCUGCUGCUUCUUCCUACCCAGAAGGGUUUGGGCCAGGGUGCAGCCCCGGCUCUUGGCUGUGGAGAGGAGAGCCUCUCCCUCCCAGGAGCCUCGGGGGUGGGGGGUGGGGGGUGGGGUGGGGGCCUGAUGGUUCUGCUUUGUGAACAGGACCCCUCCCCAGUGCUGUUUGCCCCAUCUCCUUGCAGCCCAGUCUACCUAGCGAUAGUGGCCAUGACUGAGAUUUUAGGAACUCCCUCCUCCCCCUUUCUGAGAUUUAUUUUUCUUCUCUGUACAAAUGUAUAUGUCAUUGUCUUAACUUUUGUGCUUUAAAUAAAAACAAUACAGAGUAAAA